Molecule: messenger RNA, 6050 nt
Organism: Salvia splendens (bonfire salvia)
Lineage: Eukaryota; Viridiplantae; Streptophyta; Magnoliopsida; Lamiales; Lamiaceae
Exons: 5
Coding region: 588-5414 (1608 amino acids)
Cellular component (GO): nucleus
Molecular function (GO): chromatin binding
Source: RefSeq, a predicted model, not a curated record
UGCCGAGUCGUCACGACAUCGUUUUUCCUUUUCUUCUUCUUCAUCUCUCUCUGUACGCACAGCUUCCUAUCUCUAUAUCUCGCCGCUUUUUCUUUCUCAAUCCUCUCGUUGUAUCUCUGAUUGAAGAAACUCACCAGGUCUAUCUCUUCUUCUUUCUUCUGUAUCCACUCGCACGUGUGGAUGUAUGUGUAUUUUCGUCUGUGUACGCGAUUUUGAAGGACUCAAAUUUGUUAUUGCUUUGCAUUCUUCUUUGGUGAUUGUUUGAUUGAUGUGGUUUAAUUAUUCGAUCUGAAAGUUUCCAACUUGUAUUUUAUAGGUUAUGGGAUCCGGGAAUAGAAGCUCAUAGAAAUGAAAUAAAGCGCAAUAAAUAGGGGCUUUUGUAGAAUUGGACCGAUCUAGGGUUUUUUCAGUGGCUUGAUCGGGGAAUUAGGAAGUAUUAUCAGGGUUUUAAAUAAGGUAACCUAGAGUUUCUGGGGAUUGUGAAUGAGGCAUAGGUACUGGCGCUUGGAUUGAGGUGUACAUUUGAGGGCGAAUCGGAAGAAUUUGACGCUUGAAUUUGGGGAAAAUGCAAAAUACCUUGCUUUAUUAUGCAUGGGAGGGUCAAGCGGGACAGCGAGAGCUGUAAGAGUUUAAGGAGGAGUCACAGUCAGCACAUGCGGCCAGUCCUUCCAUCGGCGACAAAGGUAACUGCCGCAGGUUAUAAUCAUUCUCCUAUUGCUUCUUCCAUCACGACCUCCACCACUGGCGAUUCGUUCUUCAAGGACGGUCGCAAAAUUACUGUUGGUGAUUGUGCUCUUUUCAAACCUCCUAAAAGUUCCCCUCCAUCCAUUGGAUUAAUUCGUUGGUUAGCAUUUGACAAAGAAAAGAAAUUGAAGCUAGGUGUGAAUUGGCUUUAUCGAUCAUCUGAGCUGAAGCUGGGAAAAGGCCAUCUGUUGGACGCCGCACCAAACGAAAUUUUCUAUUCCUUUCACAAGGACGAAACUUCUGCUGCAUAUUUACUCCAUCCAUGCAAAGUUGCAUUUCUUCCUAAAGGCGUAGAACUUCCUGUGGGGACUGCUGCUUUUGUUUGUCGACGAGCCUAUGACAUUUCAAACAAGCGUUCGUGGUGGCUAACUGAUCAAGAUUGCUUUAAUGAGCAGAAAGAAGAGGUAGAUCAGCUUUUAUUCAAAACUAAGACAGAGAUGCAUGUGACUCUCCAGCCUGGUGGUCGUUCCCCAAAGCAAGUUAAUGGUCCAACUUCAACUUCACAACUCAAAUCUGCUUCUGAUGAUGGUCAAAAUAAUGGGAAUUCUUUUCAUUCUCAAGCCAGGGGAAAGAAGAGGGAAAGAGGUGAUCAUGGUGCAGAUCCUGUCAAAAGAGAAUGUUCUUCAUCGAGGAUUGAUGAUGGUGAUCUAGUUCAGUUGAAAAAUGAGAGUAGUUUGAAAAAUGAGAUUGCUCGAAUAACAGAAAAAGGUGGAGUUGUUGAUUUUGAAGGGGUUGAUAAGCUCAUCCAGUUGAUGCAACUGGAUGGAAUGGAUAGAAAAAUAGAUUUGGUAAAUGGAAUGGAGAGAAAAAUAGAUUUGGCAAGCCGUUCCAUGCUUACCAGUGUAAUGGCUUCCACUGAGAAGGAUGACUGCCUUAAUCGCUUUGUGCAACUCAAGGGUUUACCUAUUUUGGAUGAAUGGCUACAGGAUAUUCAGAAAGGGAAAGUCAUGGAUUGUAGUAAUCUAAAGGAUUGUGAUAAAUAUGUGGAAGAAUUUCUGUUGAUUUUACUUAGUGCGCUAGAUAAACUGCCAGUUAAUCUUCAUGCCCUGCAAAUGAGCAACAUUGGCAGGUCCGUGAAUCAUUUACGAACACAUAAAAAUGCAGAAAUUCAGAGAAAAGCACGAAGUUUAGUUGACACAUGGAAGAAACGUGUUGAGGCUGAAAUGAACAUGAUUGAUGCAAAGUCUGGCUCAACCCAAGCUACAGAUGCAUGGCCAUCCAAAUCACGUCUCCCUGAUGCCUCUCAUGGUGGAAGAAAAACCCCUAGUGGGUCUGAUAUUGCCAUGAAAAGCUCAAUUUCUCAAAAUUCUGCUGCCAAAACUACUUCAGUUAGAUCUUCACACGGGGAAAGUAUCAUAAAGUAUGCAUCCUCUUCUCCUGGGGCUGUGAAACCUGCUACGACAUUUUCUUCUGGAAAGGAUAACCAACCCAUCGCUUCUGUUGGAGGCAGUGCGGAUGCUCCUCAAAUUAGGGAGGAUAGGAGCAGUAGUUCUUCUAACCAGUCUCAUAGUUAUGAUCAGUCUGUCUCGGUGAAGUAUGAUACGAAAAGUUCCACUUCAGCUUUGGCUACUGUUAAUAAGAAUUCAAGUAGUAGUGCUCGUAAUCGAAAACUUAGUGGUUCUCCAAGGUUAUCAGCAUCUGUAAAUCAAAAAGAGAACUCCUGCAAAGUUUCUUCAGCACACAACAAUGCUGCUUUGGAGAAAUUGUCUCAGUCCUCAUUAACAAAUGAGAGGGUUGUUGAGGGGCCCAUCUACGAAGGGAGCAGUCAUAAACUAAUUGUUAAGAUACCAAACCGAGUAAGAAGUCCUGCCCAUGGCAUGAGUGGAGGAUCCCUGGAAGAUCCUACCUUAAUGAGCAUCCGAGCUUCUUCUCCUGUUCUUAUGAACGAAAGCGAGCAGGCUGAUCAUGCUUCAAAGGAGAAGAGUGAUGCAAAUUGUUGCAUUGUUGCUGCAGGCACGAAUGCAUGGCAAAAUAAAGAUCCACGAGUUGAAUUUGAUGGAAAGCAGAGUAGUGAGUCACCUGCUGUUCUUUCUGGUGAGGAACAAGGCAUGGCCUCUGAAGACUCCAAGAGAAUAGUAGAGGGACUUCCAACAGACCAAUUAAAUUCAGAAAAAGUACACAAAUCUUCUUUUAGCCCUAUGAAUGCAUUAGUUGAGAGCUGUGCAAAAUAUUCAGAAGCAGCCUCGUCCUUAUCACUUGAAGAUGAUGUUGGAAUGAACUUACUUGCUAGUGUGGCAGCUGGAGAAAUGUCUAAAUCUGAUGUAAUUUCUCCUGCUGAUUCUAUGGAAAGAAGUGUACAUGUGGAUGAGGAGGUUUGUGUUGGUGAUGAGGCAAAAUCCGAGUCUACUCCUGAGGAAUGCUCUUUGGUGGCGCAAACACAGUUCAGUGAAUCUGACUGUGAUGGAAAGAAACAGGCUAUUGCACCAGUUGAGAUUUCCGGUGAUCGAAAGAGUGUUGCUUCUCAUUCUUCCGAAGGUAUUGAUGCUGGAGACCAAGUAAAAGAAAUUAGUUCAACUAACAUAGAUUUGAGAAAUAGUAUUAUUGACCAUGACUCGGAGUCUACUCGGAAGCCAAAUGAAAAUACAGGAAACAGUGAUGAUACAAGUGAAGGAGUCCACAAGGAGAAGGCUGCUAUGGAUAAUGGUUCUACUAGUAACUUGAACUGUAGACAUAGCCGAGUGGAUGUCCUGGUACCUGAAGAAGAACACAGUGAUCUUUCAAGAGUUGGUGAGUGUAAGCCAUUGGUUCAUGUAGCAGGAUCAAAGCCAAAGCCAACUGAUCAAGGUGAAUCCGGUAAGGUUGUAAAUGAAGGAUUGAACAAGACAGAUGCAGAACAGAAGCUGACUGCUGCAACUGUUCAGUCCGGAAUUGCGGAAACAGCUAACUGUGAAAAUCUACUCCAAGCUGAAAGUGACCGGAUAUUACUGCCAGAAGCUGAUGAUGCAGAGAAAGUCGGAGAACUCAAUUAUGGGGCUGCAAAUAGUUCUGCAAGCAAGUCUGGAAGACUGAACAUUGAUAAGGAAGUGGAAAAGGAUGCAGCUGAUGAAAGUCAUACCAUGUCUGAUUUGUCUUCCACAUCUCAUGAUCUCAACUGUCAUCAUGUAGAGGAUAAUGUAGAAAACCAGGUGAUUCCAAAUCAUCUAUCAGUGCCUGAGAGCAGAUGUUCUGAUGCAGCAGAGAAUGAAGCUCAGGGGGAAGCUGACUUGAGAAGAUCCAAGUCUGGGAGCAUUCAGCCAGAAGAGGCUAACAAAUAUGCUCCCAGUGGUUCUGGCACUGCUUCUCCCGCCGCAGGAGAAACAGGUCCAGGUACAAAAUUGAAGUUUGACCUGAAUGAAGGUUUUUGUGCUGAUGAUGGGAAAUAUGGGGAGUCCAUUACACCAACAUCCUCAGGGCCAGCAACUGUUCAGCUCAUUAACUCAUUACCAUUUUCGGUGAAGUCUAUCCAAAGUGGCCAUUCUGCCUCCAUUACUGUAGCUGCAGCUGCAGCUGCCAAAUGCCCAUUUGUUCCUCCACAGGACUUAUUGAAAAGUAGAGUGGAACUUGGUUGGAAGGGUUCUGCUGCCACCAGUGCAUUUCGACCUGCUGAGCCCAGAAAAGUUCAUGAAACCUCAUCAAGUCCGACAAGUUUGUCUUGCCCUGAUGUUUCUUCCACUAAACAUGAGCGCAUCCCUUUGGAUAUUGAUCUAAAUGUUCCAGAUGAAAGUGUUCUGGAGGAAAUGACUUCUCAUGGUUGUGGUGGCCUGGAUCUUGAUUUGAACACAGUUGAUGCAAAUGAUGCUGUGCACUGCUCAGCCAGCAGCAAUCCUAAAGGCAAGGUAUCUGCACUGCAGGCUAAACAUUUAGAUAGUUUGCAUGUUUGGAGGGAUUUUGAUCUCAACAAUGGACCUUUAGCCGAUGAUGGUAGUGCUGAGGAGUUUCCAUUUAUUAAUCAGCUAGUUAACGGUGGUACGUCUCAGUUGCCUUCUGCUGGUCUUAGAACAAACAGUUCAGUUAUGGGCAAUUUCUCAUCUUGGUUUCCUCCUGGAAAUGCGUACUCAACAAUGGCAAUCCCAUCAAUGUUACCCGAGCGAGGGGAGCAACCCUUUUCUGUUUAUCCACCUGGUGCGGCCCAGAGAACAUUUGAGCCUACUGGUGUUGCUCCAUAUAACCGUGAGGUGUUCCGUGGAUCAGUAUUAUCAUCAUCGCCUGCAGUGCCAUACCCAUCCAGUCCUUUCCAGUUACCUGUAUUUCCUUACGGAACCUCCACUCCUCUCCCAUCUACCACAUUUUCUGUUGGGGCAGCCUCAUAUUCAGAUUCUUCUACUGUAAGGCCUUUUGCUUCUCCAGUGAAUUCACAAUAUCUAGGACCUGUUGUUUCAGUGACAUCACCUUUUCAGAGGCCAUUCAUGGUUACCUUUCCUGGCAUUAGUAAUAACAGCAUGGUAGAGAGCAACAGGCAGUGGAGUAGACAGGGUUUGGACCUUAAUUCAGGCCCUGGACCUCUGGAAAGUGAUGUCAGGGAGGUGAUGUUGCCUCUUUCGUCUGUCCAGCAUGCUGUUUCCACUUCACAAGGUCUAGCAGAGGAUCAGGCUAGGAUUUUUUCCAUUUCAGGCAGUAUUUUGAAAAGGAAGGAGCCCAACGGAGACUGGGAUAAUGAGUCAUUCAGACGCAAGCAGUCUUCAUGGCAGUAGAGUAUAAACAUCUGGAACAUAACAAUUUGUAGAAUCCUGAGGCUGUCAAUGUUGAGGUGAAGUGCUGGUUCUCAUCAGUGUUACUGUCACUGUAGUUUCGGAAGCCAAUUUACUAUCAUCUUCAUGAUUUCUCUUGUGAGGACUGAUGGUUUGCUAGUAGGUCUUUAAUGUCCAAAUCCUGCUCCCAGCUACUCUUUCUAGGCAGCAUAUAUACUCAUGCCUUCUGUAGAUAUUCUUACUGCAAAAAAACAUAAACUUCUGGCGCCUAGGUACUGAAGGUCGUAAUUAAAAGUAGUUUUGGUACGACGUCCUAACCUUUUCCGAGGAAGCUAGUCUUAGUACCGAGGGAACUGAAGCCCUUCGGAAUUUGAACUUGCCUUAAAUUUUUCCCCUUUAACAUCUUCAUAUCCUUAUUUUCCCCGUUCAUCGUAAUUAUGAUACAAUUUUUUAUUAUCUUGCCUCGUUCUAGUAUUGUGGGUCUGUACACUGCCUUUUCAUUGUAGUGCAGCCAUACUCAAAUACCUGUCAUCUUUGUGCUGAUGAAGAAAUUUUGAUUGCAACCAUGUGAUGAUUUCAUAUUGGAUGAUGGGACUAUAGAUGAAUACAGAUGAAUAUACUCUUCCGUAACUUAUUACA